Sphenostylis stenocarpa is the source of this 2682-nucleotide messenger RNA. NCBI's taxonomy places the organism in Eukaryota, Viridiplantae, Streptophyta, Magnoliopsida, Fabales, Fabaceae. The record is from the annotation of a GenBank genome assembly.
AUGGGUAUAUUUGAACCUUACAGAGCAAUUGGAUGCAUCACAAGCGGCGUCCCAUUCUCCGUUCAGAGACUCGGCACUGAAACUUUCGUUACUGUCAGCGUCGGAAAGGCUUUCCAGAUUUUUAACAAGAUUAGUGCACUUGCUUCUUAUCGCGAAUACACUUUUGCUGCGUAUGGAAACAACAUUGCAGUUUUCAAGCGUGCGCACCAGGUUGCAACUUGGAGCAGCCAUAAUGCUAAGGUUAAGUUGCUCUUGUUGUUUGGAGAACAUAUUGUCAGUGUUGAUGUUCGCGGCAAUAUGUUCUUGUGGGCAUUUAAGGGAAUUCUAGAGAACCUUGCUCCGUCUGGGCACGUUAUGCUAGACGAGAAAUUUAGCCCCAGCUGUAUAAUGCAUCCAGAUACUUAUUUGAAUAAGGUCCUUAUUGGGAGUGAGCAAGGUCCUAUGGAGCUUUGGAACAUUAGCACAAAGAAAAAGAUUUUUGAAUUUAAAGGAUGGAAUUCACCCAUAUCCUGUUGCGUUUCAUCCCCUGCCUUAGACGUUGUUGCAAUUGGCUGUUCAGAUGGAAGGAUUCAUGUUCACAACAUUCGUUAUGAUGAAGAAUUGGUUUCAUUUACACAUUCUACACGUGGAUCAGUGACUGCCUUAUCUUUCAGCACUGAUGGGCAACCUCUUCUGGCUUCCGGAGGUUCAUCUGGUGUUAUAAGCAUAUGGAAUCUGGAAAAGAAAAGACUCCAGUCAGUUGUAAGAGAGGCUCAUGAUAGUGUGGUCACAUCAUUACAUUUCUUUGCUAAUGAACCAGUGCUAAUGAGUUCAUCAGCAGACAACUCUAUUAAAAUGUGGAUAUUUGAUACAAGUGAUGGUGAUCCUCGCCUUUUGCGCUUCCGAAGUGGUCAUAGUGCUCCUCCCCUUUGCAUAAAGUUUUAUGCCAAUGGAAGACAUAUUCUUUCUGCGGGUCAGGAUCGUGCCUUUCGUCUUUUCUCUGUAGUUCAGGAUCAACAAAGUAGGGAGCUUUCUCAACGACAUGUUUCUAAACGUGCUAAGAAACUGAAAGUGAAGGAGGAAGAAAUAAAAUUGAAGCCUGUGAUUGCAUUUGAUUGUGCCGAAAUUAGAGAACGCGAUUGGUGCAAUGUGAUUACUUGUCAUAUGGAUACUGCCCAGGCAUAUGUUUGGAGACUUCAAAAUUUUGUUCUUGGUGAACAUAUAUUGAAUCCAUGUCCUGAAAAUCCAACACCUGUAAAGGCUUGUGCUAUCAGUGCUUGUGGCAAUUUUGCCUUUCUAGGGACGGCAGGUGGUUGGAUUGAAAGGUUUAACCUUCAAUCUGGAAUUCGCAGGGGUGCUUACAUUGACAUGUCAGAAUCAAGAAGCUGUGCUCAUGAUGGUGAAGUAGUCGGAGUUGCUUGUGACUCGACAAAUACUCUCAUGAUAAGUGCAGGAUACCAAGGAGAUAUAAAGGUUUGGAAUUUCAAAGAACGUGAUCUUAAAUCCAGAUGGGAGAUUGGUUGUUCUGUUGUUAAGAUUGUUUAUCAUCGUUAUAAUGGUCUCCUGGCUACAGUAGCAAAUGAUUUAACAAUUCGAUUGUUUGACAUCGUGGCUCUUAGACUUGUUCGUAAAUUCGAAGGUCACACAGAUCGAAUAACAGAUUUGUGCUUCAGUGAGGAUGGGAAGUGGCUUGUGUCAUCUAGUAUGGAUGGAAGUCUUAGAAUUUGGGAUGUGAUCAUAGCAAGACAGAUAGAUGCAGUACAUGUUGAUGUACCUGUCACAGCAUUAUCUCUGUCCCCAAACAUGGAUAUAUUAGCAACUACCCAUGUUGAUCAAAAUGGGGUAUACCUCUGGGUAAACCAGGCAAUGUUCUCUAGUACAUCAAAUGUCGAUUCAUAUGCAAGUGGAAAAGAGAUUGUGAGUGUCAAAUUGCCAUCUAUCUCUUCUGCAGAACGUUCUCAAGAGGAGCAUUCUGAAAAGCUAGUGAAUGCAUCUCAACCCAAAGAUAAUCUGGAUUUCCCAACUCAAGAUAAGCAAAUUCCCGAGUUGGUUACACUUUCAUUGCUGCCUAAGAGCCAGUGGCAGAACUUGAUCAACUUAGACAUUAUAAAGGUUCGCAAUAAGCCUAUUGAACCUCCAAAAAAACCUGAAAAAGCUCCAUUCUUCUUGCCUUCUGUUCCAUCCCUCUCCGGGGAAAUAUUGUUCGAGUCUGAAAAGUUAUCAUUAAAGGAUAACGAUGGAACAGAUGAUGAUGGAAAACAAAUGAAGACAAGAUCAGAUAUGCCACAAUCACGUUUUCUGUAUCUUCUUCAAUGCUCUAAAGAGACAGACAAUUACGCAGCGUUCACUGAUUAUAUUAAAGGAUUAUCUCCAUCAACUCUGGAUAUGGAGCUUCGAAUGUUUCAGAUCAUUGAUGAUGAUGAUGAUCAGCAAGAAGCAGAGAAGAGAUCUGAGUUGGAAUCUAUCAAAUGGUUUCUGGAUUAUUUUAUUCAUGAGCUUUCCUGCAGAAAUAAUUUCGAGUUUAUACAAGCUGUAAUCAGGCUAUUUUUAAAGAUUCAUGGUGAGACAAUUCGACAGCAGUCAUUCUUACAAGAAAAGGCAAGGAAACUUCUAGAUAUUCAAUGCAUGGUAUGGCAAAGGGUAGAUAAAUUAUUUCAAAGUUCGAGAUGUGUGGUCGCCUUUCUUAGUAAUUCCCAAAUUUAG